Kogia breviceps (pygmy sperm whale) is the source of this 6002-nucleotide messenger RNA. RefSeq names its product bestrophin 4 (gene BEST4). The record is from RefSeq and is a predicted model, not a curated record. NCBI's taxonomy places the organism in Eukaryota, Metazoa, Chordata, Mammalia, Artiodactyla, Physeteridae. Gene Ontology annotation, molecular function: chloride channel activity.
GGAGCCACGGCAUCAGGAGGACAUCCUCCUGAUGCUGUAACUGGAGGGGCUGGCAGCCUGUUCUGCCUCCUCCCUCAGUGUAACAUAUGCUGCCAUUAAGGGAUCUUAUGCACCUGCCACAUACCAGGCAUGGGGCUAAGCAUUUAUCUUCUGGACUGCUCACAGUAACCUUAUGAUGUGGAUGUGAUUAUUAUCCCCAUUUCACAGAUGAGGAAACCGAGGUUCAUGGGGCUAAGCCUCUUGCUCAAGGUCAUAUGCAGCUACCAAGGGGCAGAGCCAAGAUCUGAACCCAAGAUGUCUGACUCCACUAUUCAUCAUUGACUGACUUUUUCUUUUUUUUUGGCUGCGUGGUAUGUGGGAUCUUAGUUCCCCAACCAGGGAUCGAACCCGUGCCCCCUGCAGUGGAAGCACGGAGUCCUGGACUGACGGGACUGCCAGGAAAUUCCCCUGCCUGAGUUUUCUCAGGGCCAUAGUUCUCUGACCUUGCAUCUGUCCUCCUAUAGUACUCCAUGUCUCCCUGUCCCUCUUACUAGUGCCCUUUCUCCUCCCCGCAAGACUCUCACAACCCCUGCCCAAGCUGAGGUUUCUCUGAGCUCUCUGGGUCUCCAUCCCCCAGAGGAUGCUCUCAGGCCCGCUGCUAAUUGAGCACGUAUCCCACACUCCUUGCCCCUUGGCAGCUCAGAGUCAGAAUCUCUUGACCGUAUCAGGUCACCAAGCUCAAGGGAGUCUUUCAAGAAUGAAAGAUACCAAAUAAGGUUAGGACUCAGGAGCGGCCUACUGGAUUCAGCAAUAAGGAGAUCUCAGGUGUCCUUGGUGGUGGCAGAGGUGGAAGUAAAAGAGCUGGACCAAAAAGAAGAGAGAUGCUAAUAGCUACAGUAGCAUUUCAUGCUUACCAAUCGCUUUAUAAAUAUUAAUUCAUUUAAUAGUCACAAUAACUCUGUGAGAUAGAUACUAUCAUUAGGUUUCCCCAAGGGGAAAUUAAGGACAGAGAGGUUAAACAGUUUGCUCAAGGUCAAGGUCAUAAAGGUAGUUCACAGUGAAGUCCGAAUUUAAAAAUCUGGGCGGUCUGGCUCCAGACUCCAUGCUGUAAACUGCCAAGUCAUAUAUACAGCUCUCGGCUGUGAGGAGGGGAGUGGGCAUUGGUGGUUAGGACUGGAAGAGAAAGAGAGGCAAGAGCCAGAGGAGGAUAAAGAAGGGUGGGGAAAAUGAUUUAUAAGUGGAGUGGUUCCCUCUCCUGGACCAUAAACCAAAAGGACCUGACAGCAGCUGGGAAGGGAGAUAAAGUGACUGAGGAAGGAGGGGCUGGGUGGGGCCUGGGGACUGCUCUCUCCUGGGGCAAGCCUUCAGGUUCUGUACCUUUACCCACAACUCUGUGGGAAAUUCACAGCCCAGUGAUCCACAGAGUUGGUAACAGGCAGAUACGAGGGGGCCUCACGUGGGGAUGGGGGCUGAGGACUGAAAUGCAGCCAGCUGGGCUGCCCUCAGGGAGCACUGUCAGAGAGAAGCUACCAGGACUUCAGGGCCUGAGCUCCCCCAGUCCCAGGGCCUGGCUUCCCAGGUACCAGAGACUCUUUAAGUGGUAAGCAGCCCAGAAUGCUCUAGAAAAGCCACAGAUCAGAGUUUGGGAAGGGGCUGCACGGCCAAGAUAGCUGAGGCCCCAGAGCUGGUAUCUUGCCCUUCCCAGGUCAGGUCCUGGGUCUUCCAGACCUCCAGGACACACACAUGGAGUCCUGUUCUUUCCACAUAUAGACAUCUCACCUGGGCCGGAGAACAUAACUUGUCAGGCCAUGAGUUGGUUUCCAGACCUUGCUCAUCUAGGGAGUUUCUUAUAAAAAGUGGGGAGGGGGACUCCUCAGGUUAAAAGAUACAUGCACCCCAAUGUUCAUUGCAGCCCUAUUUACAAUAGCCAAGACAUGGAAGCAAUGUCCAUCGACAGAGGAAUGAAUAAAGAAGAUGUAUUACAUACAUAAAAUGGAAUAUUACUCAGCCAUAAAAAAGAACAAAAUAAUGCCAUUUGCAGCAACAUGGAUAGACCUAGAGCUUGUCAUACUGAGUGAAGUCAGACACAGAAAGACAAAUAUCAUAUGAUAUCGCUUAUAUGUGGAAUCUUUAAAAAGGGUACGAAUGAACUUAGUUACAAAACAGAAGUAGAGUCACAGAUGUAGAAAACCAAGGUGAUGGGGGGGUAAAAUUGGGAGAUUGGGAUUGACAUAGACACACUACUAUAUAUAAAAUAGAUAACUAAUAAGGACCUACUGUAUAACACAGGGAACUCCUCAAUUCUCUGUAAUGGCCUAUAUGGGAAAAGAAUCUAAAAAAGAGUGUUUAUAUGUAUAACUGAUUCACUUUGUGGUACAGCAAAAAAUAACACAAUAUUGUAAAUCAACUAUACUCCAAUAAAAAUUUUAAAAAUAAAAUAAAAAGAAAGGAGACAAAGAGAAAAGAAAAGAAAAGCCUGCCUGGGUUCAAGUCCUCCCCAGCUUUACUGAAAUGAAUCAGAUGCAAUCCUGUCCUCAAGGGUCUCAUGGGCUGGAGGGGAGAUCUCUCUGUAGAUGGAUUAUAGUCCAGUAUGAUUAACUGAUGCAAGGACGGACCUCAAAGAAGCAGUGAAAAGGAGUGAGGCCAGAGGCUGGUGAUGGCAGGUGGAAGUGGGGGGCAUCUCAGAGGCCUUAUACCCAGAUUAAAAGCCAGGACCUGGCACUGUUUGGCUCGGGAACAGGCAGGACAGGCAUCAGAGGAAAGGUCUCUGACUCUCAGUCUCUGCAGGAUUGCCUGGCUCUGGGAUGCAAACAGUGGAUGGACCAGUAGGUGGAAACCAAAGGGGAAAGACUUGGCUUUUCAUGGUAAGAGCCACCCAGGAUAAAUGCCUGCAUGCUCCAGGCUCCAGGCAUUGUUUCUCUGAAUAUUACCGACUGCCCUGUGAAGAAGGAGUUAUUGAUCCUGUUUUGCAAAGGAGGAAACUGAGGUUCAGAGAAAUUAGGUAUCUUGGACAAGGGUACAGAGAGCUAGAAUUCAACCCAGGUUUGUCUCUCAAGCUUGUGCUCGUAACCACCUCUCCAUGCUUCCUCUCUUCAGAAAACACUUGCAUUGAAACCAGCUCACAGUGUGGGGGAAGAAGCUUCCCAGGACAGGUCAGAGGUGUGAUGUAGUGGUGUUUGGCACACUGCCUGUCACUUAGUCAGUGCUCUGCGAUCAGCAGCUGUCAUAACACUUAAUCAUGCAUCUGUCUUCUCACCUGGAGCUGGGACAGUAAUUCCUGUCACCCUGGCUUCAAGGACAUGGUGUGAACUGUGGGGUCAAUGAUGAUGGCAUUUACGACAUUCAAAGGCCAGCCCAGCCCUGCAGGCAUAGGGAGACACAUCCAGUUCCCAGCACCAGGGAAAGCUGGGUGACAGCCUCAAUCCAUCAAUGAUAACCUCAGUCCAGCCAAACUUUAUGGGCCCAGGAGGUACUUAAGUGCUGUGGGGUGAAGGCUAGCCCAGUUCCCCUUCCUCAGCACAGGCUGCUGUCCAGAGCAGGUAAGUAGAUGUGGGGUGCAGGUGAGAGUGCCCUGGGCCUUGAGAGACCAGCUAUCAGCUUCGAGAGCAAGACGCCAAGGUGUGUGGGUCUGGGCUAGAGUUGGGUCUCCUGUCCUCAGCAGUUCAGGACCCGGUUACUCCUAGCCCUGCGAGUGGAAGAGGAGCUUGGGGAAGCUUCAUGCAUGAGAGGGUGUAGACCUCAGCUACCUCUUGCCCGACCUCAUCCUGGUUUGACCCACACACCACUGAGUUCUAGGGGGUGUGGGUGUGCUCUGUCUGCUCUGCAGCUGCCUCCCCCUUGUCUACUGACACAGGGUGAAGGCUGGGGUGGGAGGUGACCAGAGUUGAAGUAAUGUUGCCUAGGGAUCUAAGGUGGGUGAUGAGAAGGCAAGCUAAGGAGGUUUGCUGGGGGAUAAGGAGAGCUCUGGGAGCAGCUUUUGUGACCUUCUGCCCCAGGCCCCCAGCACCAUGACGGUUUCAUACACCCUCAAAGUAGCGGAGGCCCGCUUCGGAGGCUUCUCUGGCCUGCUUCUCCGUUGGAGGGGAAGCAUCUACAAGCUCCUCUACAAGGAGUUCCUCCUAUUCAUCGCCCUGUAUGCUCUGCUCAGCAUCACCUACCGGCUGUUGCUGACCCAGGAACAGAGGCAUGUAUAUGCUCAGGUGGCCCGAUACUGCAACCGCUCUGCAGACCUCAUCCCCUUGUCCUUUGUACUGGGUUUCUACGUGACCUUGGUGGUGAACCGCUGGUGGGCCCAGUACACAAGCAUCCCGCUGCCGGACCAGCUGAUGUGCGUCAUCUCGGCCAGCGUGCACGGCGUGGACCAGCGCGGCCGCCUGCUGCGCCGCACCCUCAUCCGCUACGCCAACCUGGCAUCGGUACUGGUGUUGCGCUCGGUCAGCACCCGCGUGCUCAAGCGCUUCCCCACCAUGGAGCACGUGGUGGACGCAGGUUUCAUGUCCCAGGAAGAGAGGAAAAAGUUUGAGAGCCUGAAAUCUGACUUCAAUAAGUACUGGGUCCCCUGCGUCUGGUUCACCAACCUGGCGGCUCAGGCCCGGAGGGAUGGGCGAAUCCGUGACGACAUUGCUCUCUGCCUGCUCCUGGAAGAGCUGAACAAGUACCGGGCCAAGUGCAGCAUGCUGUUCCACUAUGACUGGAUCAGCAUCCCCCUCGUCUACACCCAAGUGGUGACCAUAGCAGUAUACUCCUUCUUUGCCCUCUCCCUGGUUGGCCGCCAGUUUGUGGAGUCAGAGGCAGGGGCUGCAAAACCUCGGGAGCCUCUGGAGCCCGGGCCAGCCCUGGGGGACCUGGACAUGUACGUGCCUCUCACCACUCUACUGCAGUUCUUCUUCUAUGCUGGCUGGCUCAAGGUGGGCACUUCGGGUGGUCAAGACAUGGGCCCAGGGCCCACCCCAACUCCGGGGUUAGAAAAUAGGGCUCUAAGCCCAGAAAACACUCUUCACCUGCAGGUGGCAGAACAGAUCAUCAAUCCCUUUGGCGAGGAUGAUGACGACUUUGAAACCAACAAGCUUAUAGACCGCAACUUGCAGGUGAUUAGGGGUCUGGUGGCAGCUCACUGGCAGUCAGGCUCUCCCUCUCUGCCAGUUCGCAGCCCAGGUAUGCAGGAGAGGGGGAUCCUUGUGACCCGCUGCCCACCCCAGGUGUCCCUGCUCUCCGUGGAUGACAUGUACCAGAACCUGCCUCCUGCGGAGAAGGACCCAUAUUGGGAUGAGGACUCGGCACAGCCGCCCUACACCGUGGCCACUGUGGCCGAGUCGCUGCGGCCUUCCUUCCUGGGUUCCACCUUCAACCUGCGCAUUAGCGACGACCCUGAGCAGAGCCUGCAGGUGGAGGCGUCCCCUGGGCCAGCCCGCCCAGUGACCGCCGCGCAGACCCCGCUGCUCAGCCGCUUUCUGGGCGUAGGAGCGCCCUCGCCAGCCAUCAGCCUCCGGAACUUCGGCCGCGUCCGAGGAGCCCCCCGGACCCCUCACCUGCUGCGCUUCCGGGCCGAGGAGGGCGGUGACCUCGAGGCCGCGGACCGCAUCGAGGAGGAGUCGGGGUCAGGGGAUGAGGCCCAGGAGCCCUGAGCAGAGGCAGCGGGGCCGGGCCGUCUGGCUGCCUCCCCUAGGCCCUCCGGAGCUAUUAGAGCAGCACUUCCAUGCACCCUAAGCCGGAGCACUUAGGGACGACCCUUGAGGGCAGAAGAGCCUGAACCAGAGUUAGGAAUGUGUCCACUUUGGCUUGGGGGAGGUGAAGCUAGGACACAAGAGGCAAGGUACAGAGGACUAGAGCCCAGGCGCAGGAUUAAUUUCCUCCGCAAUGCGGGGCUAGGCCGGUUCUUGAGGGAGCAUCAGUAUCACUGAAGGGCUGGUUAAAAAGUUCUGGGUACAACUCCCAGCGUUUGCCUCAUUAAAUCUGGGAUGGGGUCAAGAAUUUGCAUUUCUUAAAAAAAAAACUGCAUUUCUAGUAAGUUCCCAGGGAAUGCU